Molecule: messenger RNA, 2049 nt
Organism: Prorocentrum cordatum
Lineage: Eukaryota; Dinophyceae; Prorocentrales; Prorocentraceae
Source: the annotation of a GenBank genome assembly
CCUCCUGACUUUUGUCGAGACUGCGGCGACCUCCCGCGCCGCAAGCCGGCCACAGAAACCCAGGGCACCCCGCCGAACGUGGGGUGCUGCUUGCUGCGCACGAGCACGGGGCCGCAUCGGACCCUCGUCGGCCACUCCCACGUCGAGGCGACCCCGGAGCGGCGAGGCCGGAUCGGAGCGGACCCGCCGGGGUGGACAUCGGCCAGGAGCGGUCGGAGCGACAUGGGCCCCGCGUCGCGCCUGGACCCCGCGGGCCGCCCGCCAUCGGCCCGAGCGCUCCGCCGCCGAGGACCGAGAGCGAACCCAAACAUCCAGCAUGUCGGCGGAGGCGCCCAGGAGGCAGCGGUGUGCCCGUGGGGCGACGUCGUCGCCCACUCGAGGAGGAAGAGGAGGAGGAGGCGGAGGAGGAGGAAGUGCAAGAAGAGCAAGAAGAGGAGAACGAGGAGGAGCACGAGGAGGCUAAGGAUGAGGGACUGAGGGACUGACUACGUCAGAUCGGGUGACCUGCUCGGCACUACGGCCGCAGCGCCGCGGGACAGGUGUCUUUUUUCUUCCCACAGCCGAAGUGCGGGAAUGCACCAACCAAAGCCGAAGCCUCAGAGGGCCGCGCACGGCCCGAAAAGGGGCCCAAACCAGGAGGGCCAGGAGGGCCAGGGAACCCGCCCCAAGGGACCGAGACCCCGCGGACAGGAAGACGACACCCCCCCACAGCGCCCACCCCGUCAGGCCUCUGCCAGCUUCUCCUCCAGGUGCGGCUUCUCCGGCCGACCUGUUGCUCAAACCAUAGCAUGAAGAUAUUGAGCUUCGCCUGGCCUGAGGCGCCCAGGCCGUCGAAGCGGCCGUCCGCGAUGAGCUGCAGGGUGACCUUGGGGUCGAAGGUGCUGGAGAUAGGGCUCUCCUCGAAGUCGGUGGACCCCGACGCAACGUCGAGCGCCAGUUCCGACUCGUUGAGGCCCUGCACCGUGUGGGCCACCUCCGAAUAGCUGCACAUGACCUCGAUGUCCCCCUUGGACUCCGCAUUGCAGCAACCCGCGCACUCCGCGACCGCCGUAUGGCUGAGGGCCUCGAGGUGAUCACGCUCCUGCUUCAAAUGCCAUGCGACCUCCAUCGACUCCAUGAGCUCUGACGCCAAGUCCUGGAAGGCCAGCCCGAACUCGACGUCGUCCUGGAAGCUGCUCUGCAAGGUCUGCACGCUCGCCUCCAAGAAGUUAGUUCAUCACCCCGUCCGAGUGGUGGCCGAAAGCUCUGUCGGCGCCGUUGCCCCCGAAGCCGCUGUCGUUGAGUGAGAUGCAUCUCGUGCGACGCUUGGCCUCCAGAAGCUUCCUGGCCAGGGGCCGCUCGGUCGCCGCGCUCUCCAAAUGGGCGCUUUCCAUAUUGUCGCUUUCAGUGUCCGCUUUCCCGCGAGCCCAGCGCGUUGCCCUCGGCCAGUUGGGGCCCAGCGCCUCGUCCUCGCCCUCCUCGCUCCCCUAGUCGGACGCCACGCUCUUCUUGGCCAGCAACUUCGUCUUGCACCAGGACCGCGGGUCCUUCUUGUCCAACUGGAUCCAGCUUCUCUGAAACCAGAAUGCCGCCGUCCUCGCACUGCUUGAUGGGGCCCUCGACGGUGACUUCAGCGAACGACGCUCCCGACUCGCCGACCGCCCCGCCACCUGCUUCAGAAGGCCACAGCCAAGGCCCACCUUGUCCUUGAAACCCUGCAGCUCCCUGUAGCCGAGCCCCAUCGAUGCCAAUGGUUGCUCCGUGUGGCAGGCUGCCAGACUCCUUAGGUCCACAGCAAACGGCCGCAUCGCUGUCGUCUUGGAAACCGCCAUUGAUGCUGAAUUGGCCUCCGCACAGCGCCACCUGCCACUCGAAGGUCUCCCCGCUGCCGAAGUCGAGGUCCUAGAGAAAACGCCCCACGACUUGCCCGGCACCUGCCAGUCCAACGAAUCCUUCGCUGACGAACAGUUACACUGGUCUCAUGCCCGCAUGGCUCGUCGCGGCGGCGCCGCUUCGAAUCGCGCCGCGGCAAUCCCCACGUGCCCCGCGCGGAGCCGAAAUGGCUAGGCU